This is a messenger RNA of Lonchura striata (white-rumped munia), 929 nucleotides long. RefSeq names its product tescalcin (gene TESC). The record is from RefSeq and is a predicted model, not a curated record. Gene Ontology annotation, molecular function: calcium ion binding. NCBI's taxonomy places the organism in Eukaryota, Metazoa, Chordata, Aves, Passeriformes, Estrildidae.
CCGCCGCGCCCGCCCUUAAAAGCGGCGGCGGCUCCGGCGCAGCGCCCGCGGCGGCGCUCCCGGCACGGCCCGGGAUGGGCUCCGCGCACUCCGUGCCCGCCGAGAUGCGGGAGCUGGCGGACAGGACGGGCUUCACCUCUGAGCAGAUCGAGCACCUGCACCGGCGCUUCAAGCAGCUGAGCCAGGACCAGCUGACGAUCCGCAAGGAGAACUUUGACAGCAUUCCCGACCUGGAGUUCAACCCCAUCAGGGGGAAAAUCGUCCACGCCUUUUUUGACAAGCGGAACCUGCGGCAGGAGUCGGACGGGCUGGCGGACGAGAUCAACUUCGAGGAUUUCCUGACCAUCAUGUCCUACUUCAGACCCAUCGAGAUGAACAUGGACGAGGAGCAGCUCGAGCGCUUCCGCAAGGAGAAGCUGAAAUUCCUGUUCCACAUGUACGACUCGGACCAUGAUGGGAAGAUCACGCUGCAGGAGUACAGAAAUGUGGUGGAGGAGCUGCUCUCAGGGAACCCCCACCUGGAGAAGGAGUCAGCUCGAUCCAUCGCCGACGGGGCCAUGAUGGAGGCAGCCAGCAUCUGUGUGGGACAAAUGGGCCCGGACCAGGUGUACGAGGGCAUCACCUUCGAGGAUUUCCUUAAGAUGUGGCAGGGCAUCGACAUCGAGACCAAGAUGCACGUCCGCUUCCUCAACGUGGACACCAUCGCCCACUGCUACUGAGGAGGGGCGGCAGCAGGAGGAGGAGGAGGAGGAGAGGAGGAGGAGGAGGAGGAGGAAGAUGACCCAGCAGCAGCUCCAUGACCGCUGACCCAGCUCCAUGUCCUGUGACCCAGCUCCACGGUUCGUGUGCCUGUUCCACGCUGGGACUGCCCUCUAGAAACAUCAGAGGCUUUUAUCUGUAAUAAAAAGAUAUUUCUCUUUUUAGUCCUG